Molecule: messenger RNA, 3609 nt
Organism: Capronia epimyces CBS 606.96
Lineage: Eukaryota; Fungi; Ascomycota; Eurotiomycetes; Chaetothyriales; Herpotrichiellaceae
Exons: 1
Coding region: 1-3609 (1202 amino acids)
Source: RefSeq, a predicted model, not a curated record
AUGUUUCAACGGCGCGGCACCUAUCUCCAGCGCCUGUCCAAGCUGUACUCCGACACAAAGCAAUCCUACGAGAGCGCAAAGGCCGCUGCAGAUGUCACCGACUUGCCCGAGGUGCGGGAUCUGAGACGUGAUUUUCAAAUCCAGCAGGACAGGUUACUAGCAUGGGGUAUGCACUGGACCGAUGUUGGGGCUCCCUACUCAGGUCAGGGCGAUGUCGACAUCGACAAGAAGAUCGACCAGGCGGGACUGGGAGAGGUGGUGGCCAGCGUCAUGUCCGAGAUCAAGCGACUCCUGGAGGAAAGUGGCCGACUCGAACAUCCUGAGAGGUAUGAAAUGAAACAGGCGGCAAAGUCGAAACGAGGACCCGGUUCCAGUCCAGUCACCCAACGCAAGGACUGGACCAGCUACGAGGUCAAGACCGGAAGAGCUCUGCUCGAGCAGCUAACGUCUUGCAUCGAUCUUCUCUACAGCCUGGAGGAGUCGAGGAUGGCCGACGAAAAGGGCGAGGCGAAACGGAUCAAGCAUGCCCACGAAUUCUCGGAUAGGCCCGAAUAUGGGCAUCUAACCCACCACCCACUCCAUAUCGACUUUGCCAGCCUUGAGUUUGGUUCAUUUUCUCACCAAGCCACGGAUCCGCCCCCUUAUGACCCUGCCGAAGGUUCGGUCCCAACUAGGGAGAGAUCUAUGGCCUACUAUCGCACCGCAGCUCAACAUGUCCUGGUUGACUACCUCACGGCCGAUUGUCCACUCUAUGUUGUGGGAAGCGCCGACGAUGUGUUUGAGGUUCACGAACUUGGCGAAAAGCUAUGCAAAAACCGCUCCCUCUCAUGGUGUGGCCAUCUGAGGCUCCUCGGGUUCACUAUCGAUCCCAAUGGACCUCGCUAUGGGAUGGUCUACGCUUUACCUGACGGUCAUGACCACAAGAGUUUGCAGCAGCAUCGGACCUUAGGAUCUCUGAUCGCGGCCAGUAACAAUCAGGAAACAUCGCAACCAGCCCUGGAAGACAGAUUCCGUCUUGCAUACAAUCUAGCCCUCUCGAUUCUGGGUUACUUCUCACACGGUGAAACGCAUCAGUAUGUCAACAGCAGCAACAUUCUUCUCAUCGGCUCGGGCGAACACAUGCAUCGUUCAAAUCUGCCCAAGGAACUGAGGUCCCCCUAUCUGUUGCAGUCAUGCCAGGACUUUCUUUCCCGCUCGCGGGCCGAGGAGCCGUUUGCGGUGCAGAUCUACCGCCAUCCAGAUCAUGACAUUCAUGUUGCCGAAGUCGUCCCUGCAUACGAUAUCUACAGCUUGGGGUUGUUGCUACUGGAGGUUGGACUGUGGAUCCCCCUCUCGAAACUAUGGAAGCCAAAAUAUGACCGCCGGACUUUCAUGAACAGGAUCCAGCAGAUUUAUUCCCACAAACUCGCUCCAAAGUGCGGUAGCAAGUACAUGCGCCUUGUCCAGAAAUGUCUCCAGGCACCGACUGAAUUGCAGUUCAGAAACAACUAUGAAGAUGCCGGGGCCUUUAUGCUGCAAGUAAUAAAGGAUUUACAUCAGUGUUGUGUCUUGGACGAGGAAGGACCUCCUCCCGUCUCAGACAUUGAAGUAUUCGAGCUGCUGAUCAUCGAGCAAAUGUGCAAAGCGGAGGCAAAGGCCGUGGAAUAUUCCAAAAAGGCACUGCCGGAGGACGAUGCAAACAAGCCGGAGUUGCCGAAACGGGCAAACUCGAAGCGCAAGGCUGAAACAAUCCAGCAGUCCGCUCCGCCAGUAGAGGCACCAUUGCGAAAAUGGCCAGAGGUUGAUAUUCCCCAAGCAGACCUGGACCGUUGGAACACUCUGGUGAUGCCAAAACUAGGCAAGAUACUGGAGGCGGCACUCAAAGACUCGCCAGUCUCAUGCAGUCUCAGUCUGAUGAUGGUCGGCGCAGCUCCCGAGAACGCAAGGACAACAAUCUGUGUCCAGUGCGCGCUGGUUGACAAGGUCCGCGACGUGCUGAGGAAACGUUUCAGGCCGAAGCUGGGCUGGGGUGUUGUCGUCCUUAACGGUGAAGUUAGGAGAAGUGGCAAGAGGAGAAAGCCGAGACGGUCGGGUUACAGUUCGAUGAGCAGAGGUCACCGAGCCAUGACGCGAAGACCGCGCGAACAGAAAUACCAGGAGCGUCCUUCGAGCGGGGCUAGCAUUGGGGCUUUCAAAGACAAUGAACAUCUGCCUCCAGUCUCGUUUGGGGGCACGGUUCUUGUGGAUGGGGAAGCGUUUGGGAUGACGGUCCACCACAUGCUGGACGUCCCGAGCGACGAUGAAAUAGAUGACGAGGCCCACGUCCCGGGACAACCGCGGAGGUCUGCAGCGCCAUCCACAAUGCCCGGUCAAUUUGACACGGCUGCCGAUUUGCGGUUUAUGCAGUCUGACGAAGACGUUGCGCGGCUUUCUGACUUUGAGAUCUCAGAUGAUGAGUUCGAAGGCAGUGAUGAUGGCAGCGAUGCCACCACCAUCCGGCCAGACUAUGCAAUCAUGGAUGCCGACGGAAACGAGUUCUGGUUCUUGGAAGACUCACCGCCUGAACUCGACGAGGACGCCGGCUCCGACGAGGACGACGCAUCUUCGUCUUCCUCGGACGACCUCGAUGACGCGGCUUCUGUCGGUGACAAGACCGGCAUAGCUCCUUUCUCGGACGACGAUCUCACCGUCACACAGCCUGCCAUUGACGAUGUCGAGGACGAUUUCUUCCCUAGCGAGGAAGACCGGGAUGACGACCAUCUCGCCAGCCAUUCUUUUGGCUACGUCUUUGCCAGCAGUGGCAUACGCCGAGUGAUCAGGGGUGAGAUGAAGCACGAAGUCGACUGGGCCCUGAUCAGAGUCAACCGCUGCAGAUUGCGACUUGAGAAUGAGUUGCUAGUAGACCCAGGUGGAACAUCCAAAUCGACUGCUCGUCCCGUCAGUCACAAAACCGACGAUUCUUCGCAAACACAGCGACAGCCACAACCACCACAAGGCAGCCACAGCCAUCCUCCUGUUCUCACCACCGUGACCCCACUGGCCAAACUCUCGGGCCUGCAAGUUCACUGCCGUGGCCGCUCGUCUGGGUUCAAAAAGGGCCGCAUCUCACAAGCCAUGGCGCUGGUGAAAAUGCAUGGUCGCCAAUCCUUCUCAACCUCGUGGUGCGUCGAAGGCGGCUUCGGCAUUCCUGGCGACAGUGGCGCUUGGGUCUACGACCCCGUGACCGGAGGCCUCUGCGGACAUGUUCUCGCCUGGGGCGACAAGAGCAAGACCGCUUACAUUGCGCCCAUGGAAGUCUUGUUCGAAGACAUCAGAGGACGCCUUGGUGCCAGAUGCGUGGAGCUACCUAUACCCGAGAACAUGUGUCGUGCCGGCCUAAUUGUGAGACAGGACGGAGGGAUCGGGCAUGAUGCAAGUCCAACUGCUGCUGGUGGAGAAGGAGGAGGAGAUGCUGCUGACAUUGCCGCGAAAUUGAGAGACUUGAGAAUUGACACCACUCGAGGUUGCGACAAUGGUGCUUCUGCUGCUACUACCACGAGUACAACCGCCAACUCCAACGCAACCACGAACAUCAAGACACAAGGGGUUGUGGGUGUCAGGCAACUAGUCAUGGCUGGUGGUGUUUCGUGA